AUGGGCGUCGAAGGCUGUACCAAAUGUAUCAAGUACCUGCUCUUCUUCUUCAACUUCAUCUUCUGGCUUGCCGGAUGUGUGGUUCUGGGCGUGGCCCUGUGGCUCCGACACGAACCCCAGACCAGCAGCCUGCUGGAGAUCAACUUUGAAGGACAGCAGGCGCCCAGCACCUUCUACAUCAGCGUGCACAUCUUGAUUGCGGUGGGCGCAGUGAUGAUGGUCGUAGGUUUCCUCGGAUGCUACGGCGCCAUCCAAGAGUCACAAUGUCUCCUGGGAACGUUCUUUGCUUGCCUCGUCAUCCUGUUCGCCUGCGAAGUGGCCGCCGGAAUCUGGGGCUUCAUGCACAAAGACACGGUCUCCAAGGAGAUGAUCAACUUCUACGACUCCAUCUACGACAAGGCCAUGUCGGGAACGCUCACCACAGACGCCGAGAAGAAGCAGGCGGCCGCCCACGUGCUCAAAGUCUUCCAUGAGUCGCUGAGUUGCUGCGGCAAAGGUCAAGGCACGUCCAUUUUGACGCAAUUCACCGACCGGCUUGGCAUCACCGACCUCUGUCCCAGCUCCGGAACCUCGGUUGUAACAAAUGAACAUUUGUUUAUUGAAAGCUGUCAUGCCCGCCUCACCGAGCUGUUUUCCGACAAGAUCUACCUGAUCGGCAUCGCCGCCCUGGUGGUGGCUGUCAUCAUGAUCUUCGAGAUGAUCUUCAGCAUGGUCCUGUGCUGCGGCAUCCGCAACAGUCCAGUCUAUUAG
This is a messenger RNA of Nerophis lumbriciformis (worm pipefish), 750 nucleotides long. Lineage: Eukaryota; Metazoa; Chordata; Actinopteri; Syngnathiformes; Syngnathidae. The record is from RefSeq and is a predicted model, not a curated record.